Galeopterus variegatus (Sunda flying lemur) is the source of this 969-nucleotide messenger RNA. It is a transcript of the gene MTNR1A, whose product is annotated as melatonin receptor 1A. Gene Ontology annotation, biological process: G protein-coupled receptor signaling pathway. Bases 1 to 969 code for a protein of 322 amino acids. The transcript is spliced from 3 exons. Gene Ontology annotation, molecular function: melatonin receptor activity. The record is from RefSeq and is a predicted model, not a curated record. Gene Ontology annotation, cellular component: membrane. NCBI's taxonomy places the organism in Eukaryota, Metazoa, Chordata, Mammalia, Dermoptera, Cynocephalidae.
AUGGGCAGCAUUUUAAAAGCUGGAAUGAGGAGCCAUUUGAGGCAGAAGGAUUGCAGAAAGUUCCAGAACAAAAGAUGUAAUACAGGAAAUAUAUUUGUGGUGAGCCUAGCAGUUGCAGACCUGGUGGUGGCCGUUUAUCCAUACCCCUUAGUGCUGACAUCGAUAUUUCACAAUGGAUGGCACCUGGGAUAUCUGCACUGCCAAAUUAGUGCUUUCCUCAUGGGCUUGAGUGUCAUUGGCUCAAUAUUCAAUAUUACUGGGAUUGCCAUUAACCGCUACUGCUAUAUCUGCCACAGUCUCAAGUACGACAGACUGUACAGUACCAAGAAUUCCCUCUGCUAUAUGUUCCUGAUAUGGAUACUGACCCUUGUGGCAAUCGUACCCAACUUGCACAUCGGAACACUCCAGUAUGACCCACAGAUCUAUUCCUGUACAUUCACACAGACUGUCAGUUCAGCAUACACAGUAGCUGUGGUGGUUUUCCAUUUCAUAGUUCCUAUGAUCACAGUCAUCUUCUGUUACCUAAGAAUAUGGAUCCUGGUUCUUCAGGUCAGAUGGAGAACAGGUUUCAGGAGGGUGAAACCUGACAACGAACCCAGACUGAAACCACAGGACUUCAGGAAUUUUGUCACCAUGUUUGUGGUUUUCGUACUUUUUGCCAUUUGCUGGGCUCCUCUAAACUUCAUUGGUCUUGCUGUGGCCUCAGACCCUGCCAGCAUGGUACCGAGGAUCCCGGAGUGGCUGUUUGUGGCUAGUCACUACAUGCCAUAUUUCAACAGCUGCCUCAGUGCAAUUAUAUACGGACUACUGAACCAAAAUUUCAGACAGGAAUACAGAAGAAUUGUAGUCUCACUGUGUACAGCCAAGAUGUUCUUUGUGGACAGCUCUAAUGAUGUAGCAGACAGGACUAAAUAUGAACCCUCUUCAUCAAUGCUCAGCAAUAAUCUAGUAACGGUGGACUCUGUUUAA